This is a messenger RNA of Psammomys obesus (fat sand rat), 4470 nucleotides long. RefSeq names its product SH2B adaptor protein 3 (gene Sh2b3). The record is from RefSeq and is a predicted model, not a curated record. The transcript has 8 exons. Bases 347 to 2002 code for a protein of 551 amino acids. Gene Ontology annotation, cellular component: plasma membrane. Gene Ontology annotation, molecular function: transmembrane receptor protein tyrosine kinase adaptor activity. NCBI's taxonomy places the organism in Eukaryota, Metazoa, Chordata, Mammalia, Rodentia, Muridae. Gene Ontology annotation, biological process: intracellular signal transduction.
GCCGCCGGAGGCUCGCGACCGGUUCCUCUUUACAUAACGGCGCGGGGCGGCAUGGGCUCGGGCCGUCGCCUCCGCCUGGCCGUCAGCCCGCCCAGACUGUCACCGGCCACGGGGUCCAUAGCGGCGGCGGCGGCGGCGGCGGCGGCAGCAGCAGCAGCACCGUCCCGGUGGCGGCCCGGGGCCGCGUCCCCCGGCUGCUGUCAGGCGCUGGUGGCGGAAAUGAGGCGCUGGCCGUUUUCCGAGCCGGGGUUUCCUGCCUGAGCGUCGAGAGGCCGUACGACGCCAUGGGCCGGCCGGGCCUCGACCCGCAGCUUGCGCGCUCGGCCGCCCCGCCUCGCUCUCCGCCAUGAACGGGCCCACCGUGCAGCCGUCCCGCACGUCCUCGGCACCCGCGUCGCCCGCAUCCCCGCGCGGCUGGAGCGACUUCUGCGAGCGGCACGCAGCGGCCGCGGCGCGAGAGCUGGCCCACCAGUACUGGCUGUUCGCGCGCGCGCACCCACAGCCGCCCCGCGCCGACCUAGUGUCGCUGCAGUUCGCUGAGCUCUUCCAGCGCCACUUCUGCCGGGAGGUACGAGAGGGUCUCGCGGGGCCGCCAGGUCGCGACUACCGCGCCACUGCCCCGCCCCGCCCGGCGCUGCCCAAAGCGCGCAGCUCCGAGGACCUGGGCCCGCGGCCCUCCUGCGCCCUGCAGCACCUGCGCCGCGGCCUGCGCCAGCUCUUCCGCCGCCGCUCAGCUGGGGAGCUGCCAGGGGCUGCCAGCGACACCAACGACACCGACAAUGACACCUCCGCCUCCACCAGGCCGGGUUCCACCCGCAAGCUGCUACCCUGGAGUCUUCGGGAGCCGUCGGCCGAGGCACUCAAGGAGGCGGCGCUGCGCUACAGCCUGGCAGAUGAGGCGGCCAUGGACAGCGGGGCGAGCUGGCAGCGGGGUCGCCUGGUGCUGCGGGCCCCAGGUCCAGGCCAUGGCCGCCUGCUGCAGCUCUUCGAUCCCCCCAAGAGCUCAAAGCCCAAGCUCCAAGAGGCCUGCUCCAGCAUCCGGGAGGUCCGUCCGUGCACUCGCUUGGAGAUGCCCGACAACCUCUACACCUUUGUGCUGAAGGUGCAGGACCAGACAGACAUCAUCUUUGAGGUGGGAGACGAACAGCAGCUGAACUCAUGGCUGGCAGAGCUCAGGGCAAGCACAGGCCAAGGGUUGGAGCAUAUGGACACAGAGUUACCCCUUUCCUUAGUGGCAGAGCCUGUCUCAGCCAGCUCCCCAAGGGGAAGCACAGACUCCCUAGAUCAAGGUGCUUCACCUGGAGCGGCGAUGCUGGACCCAGCCUGCCAGAAAACAGAUCAUUUCCUGUCCUGCUACCCCUGGUUCCAUGGCCCUAUCUCCAGAGUGAGGGCUGCACAGCUGGUUCAGCUGCAGGGCCCUGAUGCCCAUGGCGUGUUCCUCGUGCGGCAGAGCGAGUCCCGGAGAGGGGAAUAUGUGCUCACAUUCAACUUACAGGGCAGAGCCAAGCACCUCCGCCUGGUGCUUACAGAGCGUGGACAGUGUCGUGUGCAGCACCUGCACUUCCCCUCGGUGGUAGACAUGCUCCGCCACUUCCAGCGUUCCCCCAUCCCGCUUGAGAGUGGGGCAGCCUGUGAUGUCCGACUCUCUGGCUAUGUGGUAGUUGUGUCCCAGGCACCAGGUUCCUCCAACACUGUCCUCUUCCCUUUCUCCCUUCCUCACUGGGACUCGGAGCUGGGUCUUGCCCCUCUCAGCUCUGCUGGCUGUCCUCCCGGCCUUGGCGCAGAGGCUCUCCCUGGCCGAGUGACACCCCCGGAGCAGAUCUUCCACCUGGUGCCUUCUCCUGAGGAACUGGCCAACAGUCUGAGGCACCUGGAGCUGGAGCCUGUAAGCAGCACCCGGGACUCGGACUAUGAGAUGGACUCCUCUUCACGGAGCCACCUUCGGGCCAUCGACAACCAGUACACCCCUCUCUCACAGCUGUGCAGAGACGUAAACUUGUGAAUGUAACCAUCUUCCUUCCCUCCAGAGAGCUACCGGCUGCUGUCAGCCUUCCCCAGCUCUGAUGUGCCCCUCUACCAGGCUGUCACAGGCUUCCUGUCAGCCGCAGCUAGCCCCUGGCUUUCUCCCACUGUUUACAGAUGUACUUCUUGUGCACAGGUGCCACUAGCUGGUACCCUAUGCCCUGUCCCCAUCCCGGAGUGGAGAGAAGGGCUGCAGGCCCAGAGCUGGCAGUGGAAACUGACAGAGCUGAUGACAGACUUCUUACCAUAGGGUCAUCGGGAAGCACAAAACACUAACAGUCCCUGGAUUUUCACAUGGUUUCCUUCCCUGUAGCUCCAGUUCCUUGGCAAGUCCACAUUCCAUGCCACAGGUGAUGGAUGCUUCAUAAUCCUGCUACUCUUAGCUUUAGGACAGAAGCUGUGCUAGAGGGACAAGCUUAAAGAUCAAAAAUGAUUUUAAACAUUUUACCUCAGAUUAAUUUUAAAAAACGGAUUCAGGUUUCCAUUUAAAAUUACAGCUUACUUCACGGCACUGCCCUACUAGGACCCGUGCCACACUCAAGUCAGAGGCAGCUAAGCACGCCUGCUUCUCUCGCCCUGAGCAAAGCUAGCACGCUGGUGUCUCUGUAUGCUCAUCCUCAGGACAGUCGCCUGCUAUGGGGUAGCCACUAUCCUCCCUAAUGUAGAGAGAAUGAAGUGUGUCACCCUUUCAGGGAAAUCUAGGCAGCUUGCAGAGAGAGAAGGGUGGCAAGGGACAUCCUCCUACCCCAGUGCCUUAUGCAAAAAAAAAGAGAGAGAGAGAGAGAGAAGGACUGGUUUACAGCAGCUUUACAGAGGAUGGGAUGAACAGGCAGGGGAUAGACAAGCACAGAUGGAAGGGCUCCUAGGUUUGUGUAGUGAACUCACGUUUAUAGCUUGCCUCUGCCCCAGGCAUCUAGUGGCUUACUUGGCUCGAUCGUGAGCCAAAAGGGGAGCUGACACCAUACUAUGAAGAAACUCCUGAAAUAUUUCACUGUAAGUGUUUCUGUCCCACGUGGCAGCACGGUCACUGGUGGGAGAAUAUGCUCUUGAACUACAGUCUCUCCAUCUAGAUGGGGCCUAUACUGGUCUGAUCUUUUCUAACUGAUGCAGUUCAUGGGGACUGGAGUGGGCUGCUCAUGGGCACAAACAGUGCCAGUUGGUAUAGCCCUUAGGAUUCAAGGGAAUCAACUUAAUUCUGGGACAUGUUCAUUAGAGGCAAAAGACGCCGAUGCCCUGCUGAUAACCAACAGCACUGGCCCCUCAUCUGGCUACUCUGUACUUUGCAAGCAAGCGCUUGUGUGGCCCUUAGUGGGUGGAGAAGCAGCCAGCUGUACCUCACCUUGGAACAGCCACUGUUGUGCUCAUGGACCAAGGCAGGUCUAACACAGGUGCAGAAUUGUGUUCCAUCUUUAAAAAAAAAAAAAACAAACAAACAACAAACUAGCUUUCCUUUAUUUCCCACAAAGUAUGAACCAAAGAUAUAAGCAAUAUUCAGUCACUGGUCCAGUCUUGUCUCUGAUCUGUGCCAGAGAAAAGGGGCUGAUUGCACAGACUCUGCCAGACACUAUAAACCAGCACCUCUGUCCCACAGCGCUGGAACUCAAGCUCCAUGGCUGGAACUCAAGCUCCAUGUGGACGGCUUUCUUUUUAAAGGUAUCCAAGGUAUCAGAGAAAUUUAAGCAUAUUAUGACAAAAAAUACUCUCCUGACUCUGUGACAGAGUGACAUUAAGCCAACACCUUUUCUUUUCUGCUAGAGGAGGUCUAGUUGGCUGAAGGGAAACAGGCUAAGACACACACACUGUCAACAGCAGAUACCAUCUCCAGCCCCAGCAGUCCUUACUGGCCACCAGUGGCAGGCAAGGCCACACUAGGCAGGAAGUGUCAGUUGAUCCCAUAGAGACUUAAGUGUAGCUCAGCAGUCUCUGCACCCUUGCUUCCGUCUCCUGACUCCUCAAGUACAAACUAAUAGUCACCAGCACAAAGAAUUAGGUCAACUAACCUGCCCUGACUUUAGACCAGCAAUCCAUAUGGCUUUCUCUGUAUAAAUCUUCUGCCUUUGAUCAUUUCUGGACUGUGUAGGAAAAAGGAACAGUGAUCAUUACAAUUUUGGGCCAGACAACACUAUUUUUACCUAAGUUUCUUAACCUAAAUUAAGGCUUCACCUCUUUCCUGAGGGCUCCAUCUUGUGUUCAAAUGUUACCUUGGUGCAAACACCAAGUGACAAGACUGUCAUCCACUGCCCCCAAAGGAAAAUACAUCUAACAGCAUGCGGCUGGAGUAAGCAGCACUGGGACAAUAGGAAGAGGGGAUUUCAUCUAUCAUAUCAGAAGGUAUUUGGCAAGCUUUUGUUUUAUGUACUGUAUGAGUAACUUAUUCUUGAAUAAUGCAAAUUUUGCUACAAUGUACAAAUUGCUAAACGUGAAUUAAAAAGGUUUUCAGAAUUAUGA